UCAUGGAAGUCAAUGAACCAAGAAGAAUACCAGACCCAGCUGCUGUCGUAUUGGUGUAUAUUGGAGAGCCACCCCCUUAAGUAGACAGGAACGGAUCUUUUUUUUUUCGAUGGUUAACGUCCUGAGUGAACUAUCUCCCGCUAUCCAACAUCUUUGCUGCCUGUGCACUGUGGUCACGCGCUGACAUUCCUGGGGGAGGGCGGGAGUGGAGGGAACUGCCUGACGAAACCUUAUCGACUGGUAGUGAAGAGCAGCGUCGACUAUUGUUCAAAUCAACCGUGAUCUUCCGUCUGUGAGGGCGAGAGUGAGACAAGAGGACGAAAAUCCGUGUUCCCUGUUUGUUUAGAGAAAGUAAUUAUAUAUAAGCAACGUUGGACAACUCUUUAAUAUUUAAGCUAUAUAGUUAUUUAUCUAUCUUAUCUGUGUGAAGAUGAACGGGGUAACGCGGAGUCUGUGUACAUUUGAGGACCUCAGAGCUGAUGAGAGAACAGCGGAUGGGUGCAGGAGACUGAGGCUGACUCUCCACCAGCAGAACCAGGUCGGGAGGAUCACAGAACAACCCAGGAGCAAGCCAAUCGGACGAGCAUUUGCUCUGGUGCAGCCAACCAGUGAUAGGCCUGCUCUGAAGCCUGAACCAAUCAAACCCUCUGAGGAGAAGACUGAAAAGGUUGAGAUCAUCAAGGUGUAUCUGGAGGAUCGUAGACAGGAGCAGCAGAGACACCAGCAGAGCCUCAAGAUGUUGUCAGAUGAAGUCUCCCAGAUACAGGAGGUGAGAUACUGUCUGAAGACCCUGAGGGAACAGAUGGCAACCAAGAACAAAGGACAACACAAGUUUCUUGCUAGUGGCUACGGAGUCAGCACUCCCUCCAAUCAGAACAUCUCUUCUUCCUCAAAGGGAGGAGCUAAAGAUGAUGGGCAGGGAGGGGAGGAUGAGGUGGAGAGGGCCAAGAUGAGGGAGGUCAGUAAGCGUCUGUAUGCUCAGCUACAGGAGACCGAGAAGAAACACCAGGAGGAGAGAGAGAGACUGCAGGCUGAGGGUGUGGAUCUGCGCCAGCGUCUGGGGGAGCAGGAGGAGAAGCUGAAGGGGGUGGAGGAGAGUAGUGAGAGGAAGGACCAGAGGAUUGAGGAGCUCCAGAGGCUGCUGGGAGGCAUGGCGCAGGAGAGCCAAGCCCUACGAGACACACUGAGGAACAGAGAGGAGGAACUCAGAGAAUUACGCAAGAUCAGAGAGGAGGGCAGGAACGAGGAGCAGAGGUCAGAGCAGUUGGAGAAGGAGCUGGCCAUUCUGAAGGAGAAGAUCCAUCAUCUAGAUGACAUGCUGAAGAGCCAGCAGAGGAAAGUCAGACACAUGAUCGAACAGCUGCAGAACUCUCGUAUGGUGAUCCAGGAGAGGGACCGUGUCAUCAGAGAUCUGGAGGAGAAGGUGGCUUUCCUGGAGGCAGAGAACCGGGAGAUGCAUGAUCAGAUGGACUACUUCCUGGGAGGUGAAAGGUCAAACUCUCACCUCUCAUCAGACCGCCACGCCCAGAUUGUCUACAGUAAGCCUUUGAAGCCCAGCAACUCAUCCAACAAGCCUCUUCCCUUCAUCAAAAUCAUUGAGACCAAGUCCUGAACUGGUGAAAGCGAGGGAGAAAGGGCUAACCUAACGACACCAAACCUGCUAAGCUAGACUGGACUGAAAUAGACCACUACCACAUUACUACCACACCAACAUCACAGUGCACGUAUGAAGUUUAAACUGAGGUGACCACAACAUCACAUCAACUGACCACCAGCUACGACCAUCACCCACCCAUGGCCACACUCCUUCGAUAGGACACUAUGCAGUGUGUAUGUGUCAGAGGAGGCUGGUGGGAGAAACAAUAGGAGGAGUGGCUCAUUGUAAUGUCUGGAAUGGUAUAUAUGGAACAGUCAACUGUUCCCAUAUGUUUUCUGUGUUUCAUACCGUUACAUGUAUUCCUCCUAUAGCUCCUCCCACCAGCCUCCGUGUGUGUGUGUGUGUGUGUGUGUGUUUUGGAUUGUGUAUGGACGUUGAUGUAGAUCUACUUAUAGAGUUGAUUCUCAAUAGAAGUCUAUUUAUUCAUAGCAGACAGAUUAUUCUUUCUAACCCAGUGUCAUAAUCUAUUGUCAUCUGUUGAAGUCCGUCUGAAGGACUCUACUGACAGAGAGGACCAGAGACUGUGUGAUAGCACUGUGGUUAGUAAGGGUCUGAUAACAGACCGAGUCUUUGGCCUCAGAGAGGAGGCAACCAUGCCAGGCUGGGCCAUAACAGAGAAAUAAAAUGGCCGAUGAGUGAGAGGGGGAUUGAAGAGAGAGAUGGAGGGUAAGAAAUCUGUAUUAAACUAAUCAGAACACAACCAGGUUGUCAUCUUUUUACCAUGGCACCAAGGCAGGAUAGAGUGAGUGUUGCUACACUAUACAGGUAUUGGAGAAGCAGAAACACAUUAAGGAUGGAGGAUCUAGUUUUCCAUCAAACCCUUCUGUAACCCAUUAACCUACUUCCUGUGUCUGGCCUAGAGUCCACUGUUAGAAUCCUCUUUAUUUGACACCUGAAAGGGAGGAAGACGAUCUUUGACUUUUUGUAAAUAUACUUAUAUGGCCACAGUGAUGUGUCAUGGUUUAUACAAAGUUAUGAAGGCCAUGUUUGUUAUUUUUUUCAUUGAGAAAGUGGGAUGUUUGGUCUAGUAUGUGUGGAUUAGAAGUCCCCUCACCAAUACUGAUGUCACUUUAAAGUCUAAAGGAAAUGAAGAUGAUUCAUUCUGACAAGUACUUACUAACCUUGCAAGAAGUUGACAUUAUCCACAUUUUUGCAUGCAUUUCAGUUACCUGACGUUUCAUCCACCAUCACCAGCUUUGUACAUAACUAUAUUUAUUUGUUUAUGUGGUAUUCUUUGAUGUCCCUGUAGUCUCACUCUGGGAUUUGUUUGUUAGUUUUAUCCUUCAGACAGGAAUGUUUGGCCUGACAAAUCAUGUGUGUGUGACAAUCAUCUUUAUGUAUUUAUGUGAAAAUACAACUUUAAUUUUAGGGAAAACAUUUUCAGUAGACAUGUUAGUGUGUGUUAACAACAUACACUUUGUGUUUUAGUUAUUUUAAUAAAUAUAUGAAAAAUA
This is a messenger RNA of Oncorhynchus nerka (sockeye salmon), 3111 nucleotides long. Its product is annotated as tuftelin-like. The coding region runs from base 431 to 1612 and encodes 393 amino acids. Gene Ontology annotation, cellular component: intracellular anatomical structure. The transcript is spliced from 12 exons. Gene Ontology annotation, biological process: intracellular signal transduction. NCBI's taxonomy places the organism in Eukaryota, Metazoa, Chordata, Actinopteri, Salmoniformes, Salmonidae. The record is from RefSeq and is a predicted model, not a curated record.